AAUCUCUCGAAUGUAACUACCUUGGACGAGGGUACAACAGUAGGGUUCUACCGGGAUGAUGUCACUCUCGCUAUUGGUGUGGUUGGAAUUCUCGUUGGUGGCGCUAUGUUGAGUGUCGGGAUAUUCGGGAACCUCGUCACAAUUUUGUCGAUUCUUAUCAUCAAAUCACUGAGGAAGGCAGAAAAUACAUUUAUCUGCAGUCUAGUGUUUUGUGACUUUCUUAUUCUGACUACAAAUUACAGCCUUCAUUUGUCUGUGUUCGUAAACAGACGCUGGACGCUGGGAGGACCGGCGUGUAUCUACACAAAGACGGAGAUAAACAUUCUCAUAACGUGUAGUUCGCUGCAUGUUUUCGCCAAUGCUUUCUAUCGUUACCUGAAGAUCGUGCAUCCCAACAAAGCCC
Messenger RNA from Owenia fusiformis, 403 nucleotides. The record is from the annotation of a GenBank genome assembly. NCBI's taxonomy places the organism in Eukaryota, Metazoa, Annelida, Polychaeta, Sabellida, Oweniidae.